UGGUCCUCCAGCCUAACCGACUGACAUAACUCACAGAUCCCUGAGCUCGCUGCCUCGCGUGCACCAACUGUCCUUGCUCUGCACAAGUGACAGCCUGGUCACAACGACCAACACCAAGGGGAAAUACUUGUCGCAGAGGCUGAACAUGGUACGUGUUCGCUAUGAGGACUCCGCGCCGUCGCCAUUACUUCGGCCGGGUACCAUGCAGAUGGCAGCGUCGCUUACCAGCAGGUGUACGUGUGGCAGGCUACCGCAAUAGGCAAACAUCAGUUGCAGAAACCUAUUCAGAGCCUCAGCCGUACACCAUAAGAGGACGUGGACUUGUGAAACCACCGGUGGCUAAUACGACGAGCUUUUGCCAUCCCUGGAUCUAUUCUCGUAACUUUACAGUGUCGUCCGUAAGCAUGCAUGCAUCCGUUGAGACAAAAAUUGCGCCAAUGCGAUUGAGUGCCAGCGACGGGAGGGAAUACGUACGCGUAGUCAGUAGCAUUAAUGUGCUCCCGAACUACACGAUUGUUCUCUACGGGCCGCUAGGGUGGCCAACUCCGCGAUGCCAGCCUGAGAAUGCCAUCAACAGAAUUGGCCGGAUUAGGCAGGUCGCGUGGAUGGACCCUUGGACGUGCACCGCAUCAGGGAAGGGCAUUUCCGAAGACAAUACGAAGGCGGACGUAAUUAUGGAUCGGGCCACGAAGGCAGCGCGAGGCCUGCCUCUCCUUUUGUUACCACACUCUAAUCCUUAUAAUACUGACCCCUCUUCCUGAUCCAACUGUCACAGUGCCCCGAACAAUAGCCAGCCGCGGCAUCGCGCAGACCGCGUCCACCAAUCCUCAGGCCGCUCCUGUCCAUGCCUUCGUCCAACCUACAGCUUCCACACCUCGUUUCCUUCUGCGCGUCCUUCGAG
Molecule: messenger RNA, 901 nt
Organism: Rhodofomes roseus
Lineage: Eukaryota; Fungi; Basidiomycota; Agaricomycetes; Polyporales; Fomitopsidaceae
Exons: 1
Coding region: 162-761 (199 amino acids)
Source: RefSeq, a predicted model, not a curated record